Mytilus californianus (California mussel) is the source of this 1364-nucleotide messenger RNA. RefSeq lists its product as uncharacterized. Gene Ontology annotation, molecular function: GTPase activity; GTP binding. Gene Ontology annotation, cellular component: endosome. Lineage: Eukaryota; Metazoa; Mollusca; Bivalvia; Mytilida; Mytilidae. Gene Ontology annotation, biological process: regulation of endocytosis. The transcript is spliced from 7 exons. The record is from RefSeq and is a predicted model, not a curated record. The coding region runs from base 65 to 766 and encodes 233 amino acids.
CUAAACAGAUCGAUCGCGGAUGGUAACUAAUAAACAAACUAGAUAUUAACCUUAUAUAUUAGAAAUGGAUCGUAAACGUAAAAAUAAGCAAAGUAAUUUCUCAAUACUUGUAACGGGUUCGUCAGGCUGUGGAAAAACAAGCUUGAUCAAUCGCUUUAUUAAAGAUGCCUUCAAUGAAGAACAUAUAUCAACACAAUACAUGGACACCAAGUCAUAUGUUGCUCAAGUAAACGGAAAACCAAUUCCUGUACAGAUCUCUGACACAGAUGGAGAUAGAAAUUACGAGGGUUAUUCUAUCAAUUACUAUGCUGAGAUGGAUGCAACUAUUAUCAUCUAUGAUAUUUCCAAACAGGAAUCUUUAGAGAAUGUGACGGAAAUUUGUGAACGAUGGAGAAGAUAUAAUUCCUUUAAAACGAAACCUGUUGCUAUUCUUGUAGGAAACAAAUCUGACAUGAAGCGUGAAAUUAACAAAAAAGACGUGGAGAUUUUUGCUGAAAAGGAAAAUUUACUUCACAUAGAAACAAGCGCAAAAUUAAAUGAAAACGUAACCGAAAUGUUCAUGUCAGUAAUCAAACGUCUUAUAAAAAAUGGCGGUGAUGAUAAUGUUGAUGAUGAUGAUGUUGAUGAUGUUGAUAGUGACCCUGGUAAUAAAUUUUCACAAGACCACCUUGCUUUAAGAAAAGGAUAUUCAAGUAUCAAUCUGCACACUGGUACUGUACCUACAACCUCAAAGAAAAAUAGCGGCUGCAGUUGUGUUAUAAGUUAACAGAUUAACUAGCAAACAUUCGGAAAACUGGAGACAGUGUCUGUCUUCAAUACUAAUGGCAAUUGUGAACAUACCUCAAUUAUUAACUAUAAUACCCAAUCUCCGGCGCAGAGCUCACAUCUGUUCCGUACUUACUUCGUAUCACUACACUGAGUCAUUAUAUGGUAGUGCACUGAGUAUACGGAACGGAAACGAGCGCUGUACGGAGAUUGUAUCAUACCUCGAGGAAAUGAAUUGAAUAUGUUAUCGUUUUAAGUUAUACACUAGCAGGAGUAGAAAACAAAAUAAUGGCAAAUGUCAAAAGUUCUAAAAAAAACGUAAUAUUCAAAUCAAUCUCUUUUGUCAUUGUUCCAUAAGAAGUUAACAUAUCAAAACUAGCAUGCAAUGAAAAUUGGCCAUACAUUUGUAUUAUAUGUAUUUAAAAUAUGAAAACACAAAUUAAUUAACUGCUUUAUUUUUCUAUUUAAUUAAUCAAUAUGAGCUCAAAUAGCUAUUAUCCUGUUCUCAUGAUUCUUAUGCUAUCGACAUGACACUAAUAAUGAUUCUAAAAAUAAAACUUAUUCUACUCAGGGUAAUAAACACAUUAAUUUUCUAGAUA